Molecule: messenger RNA, 782 nt
Organism: [Torrubiella] hemipterigena
Lineage: Eukaryota; Fungi; Ascomycota; Sordariomycetes; Hypocreales; Clavicipitaceae
Source: the annotation of a GenBank genome assembly
UAAUCGCGGCGCCUAAAGCCUAUUUUUACGCUAGUCCAAACAGCUAUCCAAGAGGUCACCAACUACCACGACUUUGCAAACAUCUUUCAACAACUUCGUCAUGUCUACAGCCUUUGUUACCGAAUGUGCCACACUAAAGCUCAAUGAGCAGUGCAGCCUGCCUGUCAUUAAAGACAUACUGGCAAAAUGCUUUACGAUACAAGAUGGUUGGAUCGCUGAGCACGACCCCUCCUUGGCUAAGGAUAACAGGCGCCAUACGAUAGUCUAUACCGACAAUGCUACAAAGCCGCAAGUGCUUUACUUUUUGGCAUCAUGGCACUCAGCCAAGCACCACUACGAAUGGAUAGCAACAGAGGAAAAUCGCCAGUGUGGUGAACUUCUCAAGCCAAUCCUGAGCUCGGAACCCGGCGCAGUUGCUCUGUUACAUCUGCAUUCAGCAAGCCGUGAGCCCUGCUUUGCCGAUAUAACGGGCGGCGAGGUGUGGCAUGUCACUAGAAUGUUAGUGCCUUCAGCAAAGAAAGCAGAGACGCAACAGCACUAUCAAGAGAUUGAAAGAAGCCAAGAGUCGCAAAGCUGCUGGGCAGGCUGGAAUGCCGAAUUACCACCAGAGCAAGACGAGUUUGUCGUUUUCCAGUCUUCCAAGUUAGCUGAAGAGACCUUCCGUGAAGUUUUGAGUUUAAACACCUCGUGCGAAAAGCUCACAAUCUUCGCGACAACCAUCUGAACGCCGUUGUUCCAACCCAUAGCCAAGAAAUCAAGUUCAAGAUAUAUCUCCCUGAGGC